UCCUACUGCUCACUAUUUAUCAAAUUUUACAUGCCAGAUUCUUCUCUUGGCAAAUAAACAAAUUUUUGUACUAAACAUACGCCCUGCCAGAAGAAAAAUGAACAGUAAACUAUUUGGAUUUUUAUUGUUUGGAUUUUUUGCAGAUGUUUUAUCAGAACUACACUCACCGAUAUGGUUUCCUCCUCCGUUCAUAAAACCACUACCAAAGAGGACAAAAAGAAGUGCGCAGUGUUACAAUGAUCUUGGUUGCUUUACCAACACUUAUCCUUACAACAACACAGGAGAUGCACUGCCACUGAACCCACGAUUCAUAAGAACAAGAUUUUUACUAUAUACCAGUAUAAAUGAUAGAUUUCCGAGAAUCAUUAGCAGAGCUGCGUCGGAUCAACUAAGCAGAAGUAGAUACAACAGCAAUUUACCUACAAAGUUUAUCAUCCAUGGGUUUGAGCAAUAUGGAAUGGUUAGUUGGACAAAACAAAUGGCCAGACAGUUUAUUCUGAAGGAACCAACAAAUGUGGUGGUAGUAGACUGGGGACACGGAUCAGGGUGGCCAUACACACAAGCAGUAGCCAAUACCAGAGUUGUCGGUGCUGAAGUUGCAAAGAUGAUCGAGUUCCUAAUUGAAGAAACGGGUGGUGAUGUAUCCAAAUUUCAUUUAAUUGGCCAUAGUUUAGGAGCACACGUGGCUGGGUAUGCCGGGGAGCUUGUAACAGGUCUUGGAAGGAUAACAGGAUUGGACCCAGCUGAACCUAAUUUUAAGGGUACUGAUGUUAGAGUUCGGCUUGAUCCCGGAGAUGCAAACUUUGUCGACGUUGUGCAUACGGACGGUUCACCUUUUGAUGAAAUAUCAGGUUAUGGGUUGAUAGAUCCAGUUGGCCAUAUUGAUUUUUACCCUAAUGGAGGCAAGAACCAACCAGGUUGUACCAGAGAGAGUUGGAUAAACUUGUUCAGUCAGUCUUAUCGCCGUGGAAUAGCUGGCACAGAAAACAGUAUUUCUUGUAGUCACAGCAGAUCUAUAGCACUGUUUACAGAAUCUAUCAACGGCGAUUGUCGAUUUCGGGCUUUUCCGUGUGAUAGUUUUAACAGUUUUAAAAACGGACAGUGCAUGGCGUGUGUUGACAAACCUUGUCCAACAAUGGGAAUAAAUGCAGAUAAAUACGAGACUAGCGACAAAAAACCAAGAGGAAAGUUUUAUCUUGCAACAGGAGAGUCUAAUCCUUACUGUGGGUAUAUGUACGGCAUAGCAGUGCAUGUAAGUUCUGACAUGCAACCGACUGAAGGCAUAUUAGACCUGGCAUUUAAAGGACAGGGUGAUCAAACUGCCAAUCACACUCUAUACAGAAAGGAGUAUAGAGCAGGACAGGUGUACAGCGAGUUGUUAGUUUCACCAAACCAUUUAUCUACACUCAGCACUCUUACUGUCGAGUUUCUCGAAAACAGUGAAGUUUGGUCAUGGUUAUGGACUGGUAGAAUUCAGGUUGACAAGAUAGAAGUAACAGAUGGUCUUACAGACGAAAUAACAAAUUUUUGUGGAAACGAUGUGACCAUCAGCUCUGGAGGUCGUGUAGUUCUAACUGGUUCAUCCUCACCCUGUUAAGAUAUAUUAUUGGAUUAUGUUGAAGGGCAAACAUAUUUCCAUAACUAUUUACAAUAUAGUGACUGCAAACUUAUUCAACUAUCAUGUAUGUUCAUGUUGCAAUUGUGUCUAUAAUUUAUAAGAAGAUUUUCAGUUUCACACGAAAUUCAUAAUACAUAUAGUAAAACAUAUUUGACAUCUGUCAUAAAUUAUAAUUGUUUUAUAUUGUUUCAACAAAACCAAAUAAAUGUCUGCGAAUUGAA
Messenger RNA from Mytilus californianus (California mussel), 1839 nucleotides. RefSeq names its product inactive pancreatic lipase-related protein 1-like. NCBI's taxonomy places the organism in Eukaryota, Metazoa, Mollusca, Bivalvia, Mytilida, Mytilidae. The record is from RefSeq and is a predicted model, not a curated record. The coding region runs from base 98 to 1597 and encodes 499 amino acids. Gene Ontology annotation, biological process: lipid metabolic process. The transcript has 8 exons. Gene Ontology annotation, molecular function: triacylglycerol lipase activity; protein binding.